Messenger RNA from Ambispora gerdemannii, 1282 nucleotides. Lineage: Eukaryota; Fungi; Glomeromycota; Glomeromycetes; Archaeosporales; Ambisporaceae. The record is from the annotation of a GenBank genome assembly.
AUGAUUUUUGAACGAGUUCUUGAAUCCAGAUCAUUCGAAGAUAAAGAGAUCAAUGAAUUGGAAAUAGAUGAAUUAAAAAAUGAGAAUAUCAAAAUCAAAACUGAGAAUACGAAGUUAAAGCAUGACAAAGAAGAAGUUGAAACUGAGAAUAUAAAGUUAAAACAGGAUUUAGAUGAAUUUAAAAAAGAACUAGAGUCUAAGAAAAAUCGUAAAUUUCAGGAAAAAUGUAUUCUAAUAGCUCAAGUAUUACUUGGAGAAAAGCCGAUAAUUGAGUAUCGUCCUCCCUUCUUGAAUGGAUUAGAACUUGAUGCCUUCUUUCAGAAAUAUCCAAUUGCAUUAGAGGUACAGGGGGCUCAGCAUCGGCUCCAUAGCACUAGCUGGUAUAAAGAUGUCAAAAAACUUGAGGAUGUUGUAAAUCGUGAUCGGAAAAAAAGAUGUAUAUGUCAAGAUAACGGAAUUUUCCUACUUGAGAUUAUUGGGAACGCGCCUGUGGGGGACAUCUAUUAUAUUAACAGGUUACCUGGAGCUACCAAGGCGCAAGCUCACCAAACGCUUGGAAUUGAAUUGAACAUUAUUCUCAAGGCACUUCCACCAAAAAGCCGGGAAUAUUACAGAGCGGAUGAUUUGAAAAGAUCUCAUUUGUGCCAGGAACAAAAUGAUACCUGCUCCCUGCAAUUCAUCGAGCGAUCUUAUCGCAGAAAUGGACUGACGGCAAAAAUGCGUCUUUUGCCGUCGACCGACUAUUCAUCAACUAUUAUAUAUAACCGAGUCCUGCAAUUCCGAUUGAGCGAUCCUAAUAGUAAAAAAGACAAUGUGAACAUCGAGUUAUGGCAAGAACAUUAUUUAAGACUCGGAAAGUUAGCUGUUGAAAAUCGAAUCAAUAAGUGUGAAAUCUUGACUACUGGAAUACGCGCAGUAACCGGAGCGGUGGUAACUGAAUUUCCAAAGGAAACAUCUUUGAAGCGGAAGGCGUAUGAGCCUGAGGAAUCUGACGAACCUGAAGAGGCCAACAAGCUUGAAAACUCUGACGAGCUUGAAGAGUCUUAUGAACCUAAACAAAACAAAAAGAAAAAGAGUACAAUGGAUGAUGAACUCCCAGACGAUGUCAAAAAGUGGUCUCCGAAUCACGUUAAGAAGUUUCUUGAGUCUAGAAUGAAGAAUUUAGAUUUCAAUGAAGCUGAUAUCGAGAAAAUUCGCAAUCAAGACCUUACUGGUAGGGCGUUUCUUCGAUUAACCGAGGAAAAAUUAACUCGCAAACCAGGUCUCUACGAAUUAAAACCAA